Aedes albopictus (Asian tiger mosquito) is the source of this 5861-nucleotide messenger RNA. Its product is annotated as kinesin-like protein Klp98A. Gene Ontology annotation, molecular function: phosphatidylinositol binding; microtubule binding; ATP binding. Gene Ontology annotation, biological process: microtubule-based movement. Bases 406 to 4437 code for a protein of 1343 amino acids. NCBI's taxonomy places the organism in Eukaryota, Metazoa, Arthropoda, Insecta, Diptera, Culicidae. The record is from RefSeq and is a predicted model, not a curated record. The transcript is spliced from 10 exons.
GUAUGUGCGAAAUCGACAUCGACGGAGAAGAAACAGCUAAUGAAUAAGGUGCAAUAGCGGUUAUCUUGAAGAAGAUCGGUAGUUGGUGCAACUUGGAGCGUUGCAAAAUGGCAUGGAAAAGUAGGCGCUGGCUGACACUUAUUGGAUGAUUGCCGGCCUACCUAGUUUUAGCUGCUUUAGUUUCAACCAAUAUCGACUGUCACUGACCUAAUCUAUCCAGAGCUAUAUCAUUCGUGGCCUCUCUAUAUAAGUUUUGGAAGCAGCCAUCUGUUUCGGCGAACCCAGCAAGCGUGACGUUCUAUUGGCGAAUCACGAAUAGUUGCAAUCGCUUUGCUGCGUGUUUUCCUAUUGAACCGAGCGCCGACCUGGUGAGGUGAGAGGCAGAGCAACAUCACGGUCAUCGGGAUGGCGUCACUCAAGGUUGCGGUCCGCGUCCGACCCUUCAAUCAGAGGGAAAAUGAGCUCGGCUCGAAGCUCAUCGUCCAGAUGGAUGGCAAGCGGACGCGGCUGUUCAAACCGAAACUCACCGGACCGGGAGCAAUCCGCGGUGAGUUGCUGGCGGCCCGUGGCGGAGGACCGGAACCGUUCAACGAUUUCACGUUCGACCACUCGUACUGGUCGGUGGACGAGGCCGAUUCGCACUACACCCCGCAGGAGAGCGUUUUCGAGGAUUUGGGCACCGAGAUUGUGGACUGUGCGUUUCAAGGUUACAAUGCGUGCGUGUUCGCGUACGGCCAAACCGGAAGCGGCAAAACAUUCACCAUGAUGGGCACGGCGGAAGCUCAAGGUCUCAUUCCACGAAUCUGCAGGUCACUCUUCGGUCGGAUGAAACUGGGUCAGGAGGAAGGUGUUGGGUACAAGACUCAGUGUUCGUAUUUGGAGAUUUAUAAUGAAAGGGUCAAGGACUUGCUCGGGCCUAGCGGAGCUGGGCAUGGUUUGAGGGUACGUGAGCAUCGGACACUAGGACCAUACGUGGAGAAUCUAUCACAACAUCCGGUGUCGGAUUACGGAGAGAUUCAGAACUGUAUGGUCCAGGGAAAUAUCCAGCGAACGACAGCCAGCACCAACAUGAACGAUACGAGUAGUCGAAGUCAUGCGAUCUUCACCAUUACGUUUGUUCAGGCUCGGUACCUGAAUGACAUGCCCAGUGAGACCGUGUCGAAGAUUCAUCUUGUGGACUUGGCGGGAAGCGAACGAGCAAAUGCAACGGGUGCAACAGGGCAGCGCUUGAAAGAGGGAGCACAUAUCAAUAAAUCUCUGGUCACGUUGGGAAGUGUCAUUUCGGCGCUGGCCGAACAGACCAACCCUACCCAUAACAAACGCAUCCUGUACAUUCCGUACCGAGACUCGAUAUUAACGUGGCUGCUGAAAGACAGCCUGGGUGGGAACAGCAAAACCAUCAUGAUAGCGGCCAUUUCCCCGGCGGACGUAAACUACAGUGAAACCCUCAGCACCCUCCGGUACGCCAACCGGGCGAAGAACAUCAUCAACAAGCCGACGGUCAACGAGGAUCCAAAUGUCAAGCUCAUCCGAGAGCUGCGCGAGGAAAUCUUCAAGCUCAAGAUGAUGCUUUCGACGGAUGGAUCGGCGCUAGAACCGUCGCUCAAGGUGCUGGAAGAUUUGCACAAGAAGGAAGCCCAGGAAAAGGUCCUGACCGAGGAAUGGACCGAGAAGUGGCGGGAAGCUCAAUCCAUCCUGCGGGAGCAGAAGUCGCUUGGACUGAGGAAAUCCGGCGUCGGUGUUGUGCUGGAUUCGGAAAUGCCUCAUUUGAUUGGGAUCCACGACGACAUCAGCACCGGUGUUACGCUGUACAGCUUGAAGGAAGGUGAAACCACUAUUGGCACAGCAGAAGCACCCUACCCGCAGGAUAUCGUCCUAAACGGAAUCGGCAUCCACCCGGAGCACUGUCGAAUCGUAAUCGACAAUGGAAACGCAACAAUCUGUCCGAACCCGUCCGCCACCUGUCUGCUCAACGCCAACAUCAUCGAGAAUCCGACGGCCAUUAGCCAGGGAGAUAUCCUGCUGCUCGGUCGGACCAACAUGUUCCGCUACAACAAUCCGGCAGAGGCGGCCAAAAUGCGACAGGACAACAACCACGCCCAGCGAUCAUCGCGUCUAGACCUGUCCCGACUUUCGCUCAUAGCCGCCUCGCGGGAAAACCUCUGCAGCAGUUUCCUCAGCGACGACGACAAUGGCGUCAUUUCGUCACCUCAGAAUCCUCUGCGCUUCCGGCAGUACACCCCCAGUCGGGAAGACACCGAACUGCAGGACGAACACCGAAAAAUUCUGCAAACUAUUGAAAACGCGCUUAAACAGUUAAACCUGGAACGGACGCGAAUGCACGAGCAGUUCAAGGCGAAGAUUAAACUAUGUCGCGAGGAGUUAGAGCGACUGGAGAGUACCAAGCGGGACAAGCUGAUGAUCCUGGACUGCCGGAUAGACGAACUGAUGGCCCGCCGCGAAAUGAUACUGUGGGAGAAGAGCAACGAAAAGACGCAGGUGGACAUUUUAGUUAGACAGCUAUCGGCCCUGCAAACGCAGCUAGACACCAAGAAGCGCGACUUCUACGAGUACGUGGCCAAAGAGCUCCAAGAGCUGCAGGACUGCGGCAAGCUGGACGAGGCCAGUAUUGAACUAAUCCAGAAGGCACCUCAGACAGAGGACUACUCGGAAAUCUUGCUGCUGAUUUCCAAAUCCUUGGACAACUACUCUGCACAAUACAUCCGAGAGUACAUCCGAAGGAAUCGCGAAGAGCUCGAUAAAUACGAACGGGAAUUGGGCGAGAAAGAAUCUCAACUGGAGCAGAGUACGCGUAAGAUUGCCGAUCUAGACCAAAAGAUCGACGAACUGGAACGCCAAAAUCAGGAACUAUUACAGCAACGUACCCAACUGGAAAUGGAAGAAAUGCAGAAAAAGAAACAGUCCAUGACCCUGAACCUGUCGCGGACCACGGACUCCAACGCUCAAACAGAUCCCAACUCUUCCGAAGCGCUACAGAUGGUAGCGAGUAACUCCACGGCUCGUACUCUGGAAACCUGUGAUACCUUCCAUACGGCCAAUUCGGACUGUUCGUUCGUAUCGGCACUGAAUACUCCGGCCUUGGAAGCGCUAAACCACCUGAUUCCGACGCCCAGUUCAACUGAAGGAACAGAAUCUGGAGCGGAUCAUGAGUCGGACUACUACGAGGAACCGGGACACGCGCAAGGCAUGAGCGACAGUGGCGUCAGCUUCGAGACGAAUAAGCUCGGAGAGGGUGGCAAGUUGUCGAAUGGUGGGAAGCUACUGUUCCGAUCGGAUGACCACUGUUUGCUGUUGACGUCAUCGACACCCAACUCGAAGUACGUAAAUAAGACACUGAUCGUGAAUGGAGGAGGUAGCAUAGAGAUCAGCGGAGAAGAAGUCGUGCGCGCAUCAACGAGUGAUGAGUCGGAUGAGAACUCGGAUCAUGGAAAAGGUGGUAGCGGGAACCGAUGUCGCGGGAACAAAAACAGUGUGCGAACGGAGAUUUUCGAUAUCCGACACGGGAUUCAUCCGCUGAGAGUCAACAGCCGCAGCGGAGAAGAAGAGGAAGGCGACGAUGAAGACGAUGAGAGACAUUCGCAUGCAAGCUCGCUGGAUAACAGCUCGAUAACAUCGUCCACGGCCAACUUGAUCUUGUGUGAGAUGAACCUGCUGAGGGAGAGCAUAGCGACGAAGAAGGCGGAGAUUAUGAAGAUACUGGAGACAAACGGCGACAAGACGAACCUGAACGGGAAAAUCAGUGAGCUGCAGGAUCUUCAAAAGAGAAUAAUGCAACUGGAGAUCAAGGUGCAGGACGUCGAGAAGAAUUGUCUGUCUGAUGAGGGGGGAUUAGACUCGGUUCGGGAUUUGCCGGGCAGUUUUACCGACAGCGACGACAGCCGGAUAAACUCGUGCAUCUAUCCGGACUAUCUGAGGCAUCGAGCACAGACCAGUAUUUAUGCGACGAGCGUGGCGCGAUCGUUGCCGUCAUUCGAAAGCGCGUCGGUCGAAAGAAUGCGUUCAGAGCAUUUCAUCAAUAUACCUACCUAUAUUAUUCGAGGGGCCGGAAAACAGACCCACUACGAGUACGAGGUAAAGCUAAACCUGCCGGACGAUCGAUGGACGCUACUCAGGCGAUACAGCAGGUUUCGGGAGCUGCACCUCAAAAUGAAAAAGGAGUAUGGCGAGAAGAUAACCAACAUCCCAUUCCCGCGCCGGGAGCUGUUCGCAUCGAACACGGAAUCGGUGGCGAAAACUCGCCGCCGCCAGCUUGAAACCUACCUGAGGCGGCUGCUGGUGGUAUGUUCUAAAAUACCGCAUAGCCCCAUCUACGAAGGCGAAGGACGACCGGGCCUAACCAAGAUUACCCUGAUAGAGUUGCACGCGGGCUUUUUCAAGAAGGGUUUGUUCGAAACGGGCAAGCAUGGAACCGGCUAGAACCGGUGGACGGGUGGUUGAAGUAAUAGUGUUUGACUUCCGGUUUUGUUUGUCGGAUUUUGUUUUUUUGAACGGUGGAAGCAAACAAAAAGUAAGGCUGAUUUUUGUAGAUAAACGAGCGAUUUGCGAAGUUAUAGAGUAAUGACGUAGCUGGAAGGCGUUCUCCCAGUUCGUUUUCGAUUUAAGCAGAUUUUAUUUAUUGUAAAUGACGAGCAGAUUUAUUAGGCGUUAUAGCUAUAGUGAGAUUGAUUAAGAUAGGAAGAGAGUGACACCAAACUUGAAGCAACAGCAGGAAUAUCGACGACAAUAAACCCCGCAACAUGGUGAAAGGACAGGAUCCUUCCCUGCUACUACAACACAUAUGGCUGCUGCACGAUCUCUUGUUCAACUGGGAAUUGCAUUUUACGUUGACAGAGAUUGCCACUCCCCAAGGAAAAAGGUAGGAGACGUUUUGUAGUGAAAAUGAUAAAAGGCUUGAUCCAGUUUUGUUCGUUAUGCAAAACCGCGAAUCCAAAGCCUAAUGAUGAAGUAGUAAAAACAAAUUAUAUUUAUGGCUUACGAGUCAAUUUUUUCAUAUACCUUCUAUGUUCAUUUGAGUACUGAAUUGUUAGUCAUCUUUCACAUGAUCCCCCAUAAUCACAAUUUGCCUUUACGUAACCCACAAAGACAUAUUCUGAAUAGUUUCACGUGACCUACCCAUACAUACGUACGUACACAAUACACACAUAUUUAGGAACACUAGCUGUGAUUUUUCAAUUUGACUCCCGACUAUCGUGAUAGUCCUGUUAUCUCAUUAACUUUCAUUGGAGCGAUCGACAGCCGGGAAGAACUGCAUGAGAGUGGAUCGAUCAUGAUUUAGCGCAUACAAAGACCUGAAACACAAAACAUAUUGAUUAUGAUAGGUAGUAUUUGUAGAUACGGAACAUGUUUCUUAAUCAAAAUUGGAUUGCAUCUUGCUACUGGAGCUCGUUGGGAAGAUCUCGAGACGACAUACGUGCAAGCAUAUAAUAGUCAAAAAUAGGAAAAAAUGUCAAAUACAGAGCUUGUUCGGACUUAAACAAUAUAACAGUGUAAGAUUUAGGAUACAAACGUAAGUGUUGACAACCCUUGUUCUUUGAAUGUAGUGACCUAAAUAUAAACUUAUUGGAACAACAAAUGACAGGUAUUCAUCUUUUAGAGGAAAUAGAAAUGGUCGUCUAGCAAUGCAACAAUCCUUGAGAAAUUAGCUAGAAUAAAUACCGAAAGAAACGAAACUACAAGUAAUACGUGGCAAUAUAGGAUAUUUGAUGUUAAAAUCAAAUUAAUAUAGCAAAUUUACAAAUCAAACAAGUUGGGCGCAUCAUGUGGUCGAGUUUUGUACUCACCAUUUGUAAAUCAUACACAUCACUCAUGAGAAUAAACUUAGAUUCGAAAGAUCGAUGAAA